This is a messenger RNA of Fusarium coffeatum, 420 nucleotides long. RefSeq lists its product as uncharacterized. The record is from RefSeq and is a predicted model, not a curated record. Bases 1 to 420 code for a protein of 139 amino acids. The transcript has a single exon. NCBI's taxonomy places the organism in Eukaryota, Fungi, Ascomycota, Sordariomycetes, Hypocreales, Nectriaceae.
AUGACCCCUUCUACCAACUGGACUUCUUCCCGCGAAACUCUCGAGAGAGGACUAGAGAGCGUCCUCGUCGGCGACCCAACCACCACAAGAUCUGACCUCGAGAAAUACUUCACACCCACCUACACAUCCCUCGUUGAUGGCAAGUCUGUCAACUUUGAAGAAUUCGUCCAGCAUAUGGAACAUCUCCGCAAAAUCACUACUGCCAUUAGUGUAAAGUCUUCACAUUACCUACGCGACGGGAAUCAACUCGCAGAACGACAUAUUGCGACAGUCGAAUUCGCGAAUAAGCCGACAGCCAAGUUUGAAGUCUUUAUGAUUGCGACGGUGAAUGAGGAUGGAAGGAUUGAGAAUUUGGUGGAGACUUUGAGACAGUUUGAGGGGUUGGAGGAGGAUAAGGACCUGGGCAGUGCGAGGGCUUGA